Sycon ciliatum is the source of this 1096-nucleotide messenger RNA. Its product is annotated as E3 ubiquitin-protein ligase COP1-like. The transcript is spliced from 4 exons. Bases 133 to 924 code for a protein of 263 amino acids. Gene Ontology annotation, molecular function: ubiquitin protein ligase activity. Gene Ontology annotation, biological process: ubiquitin-dependent protein catabolic process; protein polyubiquitination. NCBI's taxonomy places the organism in Eukaryota, Metazoa, Porifera, Calcarea, Leucosolenida, Sycettidae. The record is from RefSeq and is a predicted model, not a curated record.
CAGAUCCAUUUGAUGUCAGCGUUCCCACCCGAGGUAGUGUAACGUUGAAACUUCAGAACAAGCAGCGGCAGCACCAGUAGCAGCAGCACCAACACCAGCAGGACUAUCAGCGGUCUAGCAGACAUCCGCACGAUGGCUGAAGGUCCAGAUCCAGAACAGGGAGCAGAGCAUGUCGUGAUGUACCAAGCACAUGCCCUUGUGUACCAUGCCGAGGGUCAUACUAACCUCGUACGAUAUUUAUCAGAUGAGGAUUAUACAGUACCUGGACCAGAAGCAGUACCAGCACCUGCACCAGGAGGAGGACCAGCUUCUCCAAUCCUAGUGCUAUCAUCCGACGACGAAGGAGGAGCACAUGCACUACCAGCACCAGCAGUAGCAGCAAUGCCAGGAACAAUAGCAGUACCAGCAGCAGCAGUAGCACCAGCAGCAAUAGCAGCUGCACUAGCAGCACAAGCAGCAGCAGGACCAGAGGCACCGGCAGCACAAGCAGCAGCAGCACAAGCACAAGCAACAGCAGCAAUAAUAGCAGCAUCAAAAAGACCGUCUGGGUUAGAAUACACGGCCAUGGUGACAUGGCCGUCAAACAACUGGGGUGGCUUCGACCGCGAUGCUUUCAUCACGCCGCCAGAACAAGAAUUAAUGUGCUCAGUAUGCAACGGGGUUUUACGCCACCCCAUGCUAGUGGUAAGGUGUGGCCAUCAUUUCUGCCACAGCUGCAUAACCGAAUCCCUCAAGCAUAAUGAGCAAUGUCCAUUGGACAGAGGAGCGCUGUCUUGGGCCGUGCCAGAGGACUUGGUGGAAGAUCGAUUCAUGAAACGCCGUAUUGGAGAGUUAAUAAUUAUGUGUGAGAGAAAGGAGGACGGCUGCAAGUGGACAGGCGCGUUAUCCUCGUACAAUUCACACGUCAACCGGGACCAUAGUUGAAUGUACAUGUACAGUCCUGCAUACAUUUACAGGUUCCUUUACGAGUACGAGGGCAGUACCGCGGAAUCCAGCCCGCGCCGCGAUAGAGGCAAGGGCUGGAUGAACAGCGGUACUGGCCGAGUAUGAGUGACUGGAACGUGUUUCCCGUGUGCACCCAAGCCAAAUAAAGAGA